Messenger RNA from Anopheles aquasalis, 2099 nucleotides. Its product is annotated as gastrulation defective protein 1 homolog. Gene Ontology annotation, molecular function: protein binding. Lineage: Eukaryota; Metazoa; Arthropoda; Insecta; Diptera; Culicidae. The record is from RefSeq and is a predicted model, not a curated record. Gene Ontology annotation, cellular component: site of double-strand break; nucleus.
CCGAACGCCAACAAAAGAUUUCCGGAUUUUCGUUUCACCGGAUUUCGAUGAUGAAUCGGGGCAAAAUAACUUUCGGUAAAAUCAAGCUGAACUCAGCACCCUCCACCCAAGCCGUCGGCCAAGAUGAAGGGGAAAAUUCAGGUACAUCUGCGAAGACGGAAGCAUUCGGAUCGUUUGGCCGGAUAACUGAACUACCGACACAAUCGAACCUUACCGAUGCGUCGGUGGAGAAGAUUGCGGUCGACCUGGACAACAGCAAGCUACAGGAGGUGAUGGGCAUUUCUGGAUUCGGCCGUAAAGUGGCCAAGCAGUUCGACAUCAACGAGAUGGUGCAGCGUGCCAAACAGAACGCUCCGAAACCGGUUCUGGAUCCGGCCAGUAUUAACGAGGCAGAAGAACAACCUAAAAAUGACGACGAUGACGACGACAACGAUGAUGAUGGUGAUGACGAUGAUGAUGAGGACGAUGUGAUUGGGCCAGUGCCUACUACAGCUGCAGCAACAACAGGAAAAUCAGCAAACACCAAAAGCAAACGCGAUUCCGAUGAUGACGAUGACGACGACGAGCCGGAGGGUGAUUACGAUGAGGACGCUCCGAUCAACAAGCUACCACAUUCGCAUGAAGUCGAGAUGCGGCACGGUUCGAAAGCGAUCAUAGCGCUGGCUAGCGAUCCGUCCGGUGUACGAUUGGCAUCGGGCUCGAUGGAUUACAAUGUGAACUUUUGGGACUUUUCCGGUAUGGACAAAUCGAUGAAGAGCUUCCGAUCGUUGCAACCGUGCGAAAACCAUCCAAUCCGCGGUUUACACUAUUCCUUCUCCGGUGAUAUGAUGCUGGUCGUGUCGGGAAGCUCCCAGGCCAAGGUGCUCGAUCGCGAUGGGUUCGAGAAGAUGGAGUGUGUCAAGGGUGACCAGUACAUUACCGACAUGUCCAAGACGAAGGGUCACAUUGCGGGACUGACCGGUGGUUGCUGGAGUCCCGUUCGCCGGGAAGAGUUCCUGACAAGUGCCAACGAUGCCACACUGCGAACCUGGGUGUUUGCCAAGACGAAAGAGCAACGUGCAGUCAUCAAAACGCGAGCACAAGGUGGACUCAAAACGAACCCAACCUGCUGUACGUACAAUCGCGAGGGUACACUGAUAGCGGCCGGUUGUAGCGAUGGAUCGCUGCAAACCUGGGACACACGCAAGAUGUUUGUCCACACGACGCACUGCAUCCGGGAUGCGCAUGCAAAGGGAUCGGACAUUUCAUCAGUGCUCUUCUCGUACGCCGGCUUCCAACUGGCUUCCCGGUCGACCGAUGAAACGUUGAAGCUGUGGGACAUGCGAGCAUUCCGGAAACCGUUGCACGUGUUCGAUGGGUUGUUCAGUCGGUACGAUACGACCGAUUGCUGCUUCAGUCCUGACGAUACGAUGAUACUGACCGGGGAAUCGCUACCGAAGGGUGCCCAGCAGGCCCAUCUGUACGUGUACGAUACGAAAACGUUCGAUCAGGUGACCAAGCUUCCCAUAACGGAUUCGCACGUAAUCCGCACACUGUGGCACCCGAAAUUGAAUCAAAUCUUCAUCGGUUGCGGCAACGGAGUGAUUCGUGGAUUGUAUGAUGAAAAGCGCAGUAUGCGUGGUGCGAAGCUGUGCGUCGUGCGUACCCAUCGACGCAAGAAGGACUCCGAGAUCGUUAGCACAACGCAGAUCAUCACGCCGCACGCACUACCCAUGUUCCGGCAGGAGAAAACACGAUCCCUUCGUAAGAAGCUCGAGAAGGAACGGUUAGAUCCGGUGAAAUCGAAGCGUCCCGAUUUGCCCAUCACCAGUGGUCAGGGUGGACGUGUGGCCAGCUCCGGUGGUACCCUGUCGUCGUACGUGAUCCGUAAUCUCGGGUUAAGCAAGCGCGUAGAGGAUGAUCAGGAUCCGCGUGAGGCGAUCCUCAAGUAUGCGAAGGAAGCCGCCGAAAACCCGUACUGGAUUGCACCGGCAUACUCGAAGACGCAACCCAAACCCAUCUUCAACACGGAGGAUGAACCGGAUGCGAAGAAAGCGAAGGGAGAAUAGACGACUUCAAGGAGUGUGGUUGACAAUGAUUAAUAAACUAAACUAGAAACG